Molecule: messenger RNA, 2160 nt
Organism: Naegleria gruberi
Lineage: Eukaryota; Heterolobosea; Eutetramitea; Acrasida; Naegleriidae
Exons: 2
Coding region: 1-2160 (719 amino acids)
Biological process (GO): regulation of DNA-templated transcription
Cellular component (GO): nucleus
Molecular function (GO): zinc ion binding; DNA-binding transcription factor activity, RNA polymerase II-specific
Source: RefSeq, a predicted model, not a curated record
AUGAAUUCAGCUGACCCAAACAGUAAUAACAAUAACAACAAUAAUACUGAACAGAAAAUUCAAAUUAAUAUAAUGAAUACACCAACACCACCCUCUCAAUCACAACCAAUCCUUCAAACAAUAACUUCUGGAUCUACAAACUCAUCCAGUACAGAUUCCAAUGAAAUCACUGAUGCACCAAUCCUUCAAUCACAACAAACACAUGCACAACAUCAAGGAGCACAGCAAUCGGGCAAGACAUACUCAACAAUUGCUUGUCUUUUAUGCAGAAAGGCUCAUCGUAAAUGUGACAGAGUGUAUCCUGUCUGUAGUGAAUGUAAUUGUAGGGGACUUUCUGAUAAGUGUGCCUAUCAACAACCAAAGAAGAGAGGACCAAAGAAUGCCAAUAUCAAUAUUACUACCACACCUCCACUCACUAAAAUACCUCCCACUUGUUCAAUCCCAACAAAUAUGAACAGUAUUUCUAUUGGCGCAAAUGGUGUCAGCAAUCUACGAAAGAAUUCUCCAUCAAGAAAGAAUGCACAUCCACAACAAGUGAUUCAUACCCAAUUUUCAUCCAUUAAUGAACCAGUCAAUUAUGAUGUUCCUCCUCCUUCUCUAAAUAAUAAUUAUUCGAAUCAACCAAUGCAUCAAACACAUGCACCACAAGCAUCCUCAAGUAAUCAUUAUCAUCCUCCUCAACAAACUCCUCCACAACAUCACUAUCCUUCCAACUCUUAUGGUAAUAACAACUCUUAUGGUAAUAAUAAUAACAGCAACUAUCCACAUUCAAUCGAAUCUAACACUAGACAUUCUAGACAUCCUUAUGCCGAUUCUGCAUCACCAUCUCACAAUUACAGAUAUAACCCUUAUCCAUCCACCCAACAAACUCCACCACCACCACCAAUGAAUGCAAUGAAUACAAUGAAUACAAAUCAAGCAACUUCCUCUUCUCCACCAAUGCAAGAUCGUUAUAUUUCAAAGAGAGAAUUGGCAACAAGUUUGUCCACGCUGAGAAAUAUCAAUUCUUUUGAAGCAUUCGACAUUGAUAUGCAUGCUCAUCAUGUUAUUGACCUCUACUUUAACAGAUACAUUAUGGGUUAUCCUCUCAUUAAAAGAGAAGAUUUGGAGAGUAUCAUUUCAAGACGAUUGUCCAGAAAUUCUAGAAUUCCUCCAAUUUCAGACGAAAAGGAUGAAUACUAUAUUUGUUCAUUCUAUUGUGUGUGUAUGCUGGUAUUCCAACGAGUUGGAAAGAAGGGUAUUGCUCAUACCUUUUAUUCCAGAGCUAAUCAAAUCAGCUCAAGAUUACUCUUCUAUGAAGAAGAAGAUGGGCCAGGCAAUGCUAAUAAGGUUGGUUUGAAUUUUGAAUUGUGUAUGAUUCUUUCCUUGCUAUGUAUAUACUCAGUUGGUAAUGGUGACUUUAGGAAGGCAUCUGUCUAUUACAAUAUUGGUAUGAGCUUUAUUCAACAAGUGAAUUUGUUGGGAGAAUCUGAGCGAGGUUUUUUGAUUGCAUACUACGGUUUUUGCGAAUUGAUGCUUUUUAACGAGACUAGGGAUCAAAUCAAGUGUUUUUCAAUUAUUGUAAAUAAGCACGUGAAGGGAAAUUUGAAUUUCAUUCAUAGUUCUCAAUUCCAAACACUUGAUUCUUGCUUGGAUAUCUUGCAAAUUCUUCAUGAUAAGCAAAAAGGUAUUAUGCAACCAAAGAAUUUUGAUAUACCUGAAGGAUAUGAAUCUGUUCUUCAAAAUAGAUUUGACAUUAUCAAUACUCAUUUUGACUUUUUAAGACUAGGAUUGGAAAUUAAGGCCAUAUUAACAUUCUCUCCUAAUUAUGAUGAGAGGCAGAAACAGUUGGCUGACUAUAUUCUCAGUCUUACAUCCUCUGUAUCAUUUGAAGAUGCUUCAGCACUCAUUGUAGAGCCAGUGGUGUUGGCAUGUAGAAUUAUUCUUAAGCACACCGACUCAUACUUUGAUCCAAAUAGUGUGAGAGCUUGUUUAUUAUCUCUUCACAGUCUUGAUAAGAGAUUCUCCUCUGUGAGAAAAGUUUAUGGAGAUAUUUUUGAUGCUAUCGAAAAUAGAUAUCUCUACUAUAAUAAUAAUACUACUACUACUACUCCUAAUAACAAUGUUAGUGGUAGCUCUGUAAAUAAUGCUCUUCCACAUUCCAAUCCAAAGAUGCAAUAA